This is a messenger RNA of Cyanistes caeruleus (blue tit), 6199 nucleotides long. The record is from RefSeq and is a predicted model, not a curated record. NCBI's taxonomy places the organism in Eukaryota, Metazoa, Chordata, Aves, Passeriformes, Paridae.
CCCGCCCGCGGCCCCCCGCACCCUCGGCCCCGCGCCCGGAGCGGAGCUCCCCGGGCUCCCCGGCCGUCCCUGGGCCCCGGCCCCGCCUUCACCCUGAGCCACAGAUCCAGGGGUUCGGCACAGAGCCUCCCAGCACAGCCUGGAAUGUGCUCUCCCACAGACGGCUUGGCCUUCCAGCCUGGACCAUUUGUGCAUGGCCUCCUUGCAUGCUCCUUGAGCAUCUCUCCACCUGGGAUGCUCCUUGAGCAUCCCUCCCACCCUGGGGUGCUCCUUGCAUAUCCUUCAGUCUGGGAUGCUCCAUCCCUCUCUGGUGCUCAGCUGGAAUAAAGUCAGGUGAUCAUUUGAUCUGCAAGAAAAUCCUUUGCCUAUUUUUAACUGAUUUCUUCCUCCUCCAUAGUUGAGAGAAAUGCUGUUUCUCCCCUAUAUCAUGUUUCUUCAAGCAGUGUUGCCCUUCCCCUCUGGGGCUCCCAGUCUGGGUGCCUGUCAGCACCCAGGCCCAUGUUUGCACAGCCCCAGGCUCCCCUUGCCCUCUGCCCUGUCCCGCUGUCCCUGUCAUCCCACCCCAUGGGUGAAGCUCCCAUUGCCCGUUCCCAUCCUGUGCUCUCCUGACUGUUGAGGCAAAGCUGCUGCCUGCAGGGGUGUGGGAACAACUUUCCUGGAAACACGAGGCCUCUCGUCACACACCCAGAAUCUGGUGCAGUUUUAGCAGUGCCAAUGCCUGCAAGUGGGGCAGCUGGAGAAGAGAGCUCCUGCUUCUGAUGCUUGUUGCUGGAACGCCUACAGAGCCCAUCAACAGCUCCAGUCUCUGCUGUCUCCUCUGCAGCAGCUCCAGACCCAGGUGGCCCUGGUUCUCCAAAGCAUUAGCUCCCCAGUAAAGCCAUGUCUCUUUCAUGGCCCCUUGGAAGCUAAGUGUGAUUUGGUGUCUCCUCUUUCAAAGCAUGUACAUUGGUGGUGGGAUGGGCAGCUGUGCACUGGCUGUGCAGGCAGCCUCUGGCUCCCACUGCUCCCAAGUGACCCCUUCCAGCUGCUCCCAUCCCCACACCACAGCUCUGCUGUCCCUAUGCGACACCGGUGGUCAGAGACUAAAAAUAGCAUGUCUGGCAGGGAAUGGAGGUACUUCUUGGUGGGAGGGCUGUGGUCUGCCCUCUUCCACAGUUGCUUCCUAGGUAUUCAUGUCCCCUUGUGCUGGGCUGGCCUGUCACCAGAGCAGAGGGGUGGUGUUCUGGAGGGAUUGGGCAGAGGAGUCCAGUUCACUCCUCGCUGUUUCCCUGCAGGUGGGGCUGGGGCCUCACUCAGUUGUGCCAGGGGCUGUAUGUGACAUCCCACCCCAGCUGCAGCCACUGCCAGGCCAGCUGUGGUACCCCCACCAAGGCCACCACCCAGUCCUCCCACUCAGUCCAGCUCACUCAGACCAGACAAGCCCAUGCAGGGCUGUGUCUGCUCAGAGGCUCAGGAUGGAAAAGCUGAGCCUUUCCCAGUCCCACUCCUAAACCACAGCACAAACGAGAUUAAAUUCACCCGGAGGGGAUUCUCUGGCUGUGGGAGUUUACUCCUGGUUGCAGCAUCACUGAAAUUAAAACUCCUACCCUCCCUGGCCUCAGGAGAGCUGCAACCAGGUCAUGUCAGUGGGACAAGGACAUGUCAUGGGACAGGGACUGGGCUGGCAGACAGACAGGCAGCUGAUGGGGGAUAUGGGCUUUCCUGCUUACUCCCCCCUCCUUUACCAAACUCAGGAAACAUCUGUAUGGAGGGACAAGCUUUCUCAUCUUCCAAUUUUCCACUUGGUGCCCCUCUUUUUCCACUGUGGAUGCACAGAGCACUGCAGCCCCUGAGAAAAUUCUUCCAGGAGCCCUGGAUGAUGCCCUGAGCUACUUGGUCCCCUUCAGAAUCUGUGAGGGAUGGGCACAGCCUCACAGCUGCCCCAGCAGCUCCAUGUGCCUGGCAGCAACCGGGACGGGCAGGGCAUCCUUAGCUGGUGUCCUCCCACCACAAGGGCAGCAGCUGAUACUCACAGAGAUUCAAGGCAUCUUUCAGAGCAAAAAAGAGACUUUUUCAUCCUGCUGAGGCCCAGCAAACCUCUGCCCCGCUACUUUGCCAUCUUGGAGCUGGGUGUCCAGUGUGUGGCUUCAUUUCACAGUGGGCCUCAUCUGCCAGAGGAAGCAAGGAAUUAAAGCAGAGUCCUUCCUGCAGCGGAGCGAGUGGAUGUUCCAAGGCCUCUGGUUUGCAGACCCAGAGUCCUUCCUGAAGUCUGCACGUCUCCAGCGCCUGCCCUCGUCCUCCUCAGAGAUGGGAAGCCAGGAUGUGUCCCCCCUGCAGGAGACCAGCAAGGAUCCCUUCUCAGGAGACUGCAGCUGCCGGCAGGAUGGGCUGACCGUCAUCAUCACCGCCUGCCUGACCUUCGCCACAGGGGUCACUGUGGCCCUCAUCAUGCAGAUCUAUUUUGGGGACCCUCAGCUGUUCCACCGCGGGGCUGUGGUGACGGACGCCGCGCGCUGCACCGCGCUGGGCACCGAUGUGCUGGCCAGGCACGGCUCCUCGGUGGACGCAGCCAUCGCCUCGGCCCUCUGCGCCGGCAUCGUCAACCCCCACAGCUCGGGGCUCGGAGGGGGAGGGGUGAUGCUGGUCCACGACAUCCGCAAGAACAGGAGCUGGGUCAUCGACUUCCGUGAGGUGGCUCCCCUGGGCAUCCCGCUGGAAGGGGACCUGCAGCAGGACACCAAGCCAGGUCUGCUCGUGGGGGUGCCAGGCAUGAUCCAAGGAAUGCACCAGGCACACCAGUUACAUGGCAGACUCCCAUGGUCCGAGCUGCUGGGCCUCACGGCCGGCGUUGCCCAGAACGGCUUUAAUGUCACACAUGAGCUGGCCAAAGCCCUGAGUGAACUGAAGGACCUGAACUACUCUGACCGAUUCCACGAGAUCUUCCUGCCAGAUGGGCAGCCCCUGCUGCCUGGAAUGUUCGUCCGGCGCCUGGACCUUGCGGCCGUGCUGCAGCUGCUGGGGGAAGAAGGGGUGUCAGCCUUCUACAGAGGAAACUUGACCCAAGAGAUGAUCUCUGAGGUCCACAACUACGGAGGAGUCUUGGUGGAGGAAGAUUUCAGCAAUUACAGUGUCACUGUGGAGGACCCUGUGCACACAAUCUAUCGAGGACACCUUGUUUUCACCCCCCCACCUCCACAUGCAGGUCCUGCACUGAUCACAGCACUGAACAUCCUGGAGGGCUUUAACAUCACAAGGCAAGGAUCCAGAGGGAAUAUCUUGCACUGGGUGGCAGAGACACUAAAAAUAGCCCUGAGUCUGGCAAGCAACCUGGGAGACCCAUCUGGUGACGUUUCUGUCACUCACACAGCAGAAGUCAUGGUGAGCAAAUCAGAAGCCAAUUCCCUGCGCCAGCUGAUCAAUGACUCCCAGUCCUUCCCGUCCGACCUCCGCGCGCCUCAGUCCCCGCCGGAGAGCGGGACCGCCGCCAGCCAGGUCCUCGUCAUGGGCCCCGAUGACUUCAUCGUCGCUGUGGUGAGUUCUUUGAAUCGUCCCUUUGGCAGUGGAAUAGUAACACCCUCUGGAAUCCUCCUGAACAGCCAGAUGUUGGACUUCUCCUGGCAAAAUAAAACAAUGAACCACUCCAUUCCCAAGCUGCAAAACCUCCUUCAGCCUCGGAAGCGGCCGCGGUCCUUCCUGCUGCCCACCAUCGUGAGGCCCUCCAAGGGGAUGUGUGGCACCUACCUGUGUCUGGGAGCCAACAACGGGGACAGAGCCCUGAGCAGCAUCGUCCAGGUUUUGUUAAAUGUUUUAACAUUUAACAAGAAUCUGAGUGAAAGUCUGUCACUUGGUCGACUUCACCCCGAGCUUCAGUCCAACACCUUGCAGGUUGACAGUGAGUUUCCUGAAGAAGAUAUUGAAUUUCUUGUGGCCAGGGGCCAUCAGGUGGAUAAAGUCCCAGUGGUGUCCCUGGUUCACGGGGCCAGGAGAACCAACAGUUUCAUCAUUGGCCUGAAGGACCCCAGGAGUGUAGAUGCUGCUGGAGCCACGAUCUUGUAGCAGCUCCCAGGGAAUAUGUUCUGUGACCAAGGCUGACACACAACCCCAGUGAUGUGCAUGUUCUGAAGUGGCCCCUUCUCCAGCCCCACACACUGCUGGGAAGAUGCUCUGCCCACCCUGACAGCACCAGAGGAGUCAGCAGCACCAACAUCCAGCUCUCCUUUGAUUUUUCAAUUAUUUGGAUUGCAAGCAGCCCCAUCCUUGUUACAGGAGUGACAGGAGCACUUUUCCUUCAGCAGUCUUGCUAAUAGUUCAGUCUUUCCAAAGCCCAGUUCUAGCUAGCACCUUACUUUUAGGGAUCAGGAACAUGAGCAAGGGAAAAAACAGCUGCUGCUGCUGCUGCUGAUGUUAUUGAUAAUGAUUAUGCUCAUCUCCCUGUCUUUCACAAGUUCCUUCUUUGCCUCCAGUAAUUAAUACAGCCUGAUGUGCUGUUUGUAGGUACCUGCAGCUGGAAUAUUUGGGUUAAUACUCCAUCUGGGCCAGCUGAUUUCUACCAGCAUGCAGCAUCGCAGGGAAGUUCCUUUGCUCACUUCACUACAUACCUUGAAUUUUGGCAGUAAACAUUUUGAAUCCAGUUGCUGCACAGACUUGCUGGCAGUCUGAUUUUGUAACCAGACCAAUGAUUUUCAACAGCUCUAACAACUUCCUCUAACAACUUGUGCACCCGCCAGUAGUUUUCUUACAGAGGUUCAACCUCCUCACUGGUGAAUUUCAGAUUUAUAGUAACAGGUUUAACUUUCUUAGACACUUUUUGGAGAUAUCUUAGCAGUACUUCACUGAGUUGUAAAAAACCACAGAUCACUGAAGACCAUGUGGAGACCAUUCAGGUGGGUUCAGAGCUUUCCUUCCACUGCCUUAUCUCAGUCUGUUCUACAAGCCUGGGUCAUUCCUACAGAGAGACUGGGGAAUUUCUGCUGACUGUAUUCAUGGCUGUAGCUUAGCCUCAUGUUUUAGUCCUAGUGAAUCUAUUGGAAAGCUGAAGAGAGUGAGAGAAAAAGCAAACCAAACACUACUGAGAUAAUUUUCUGUCCACAGCAUGUAGUGAAAAUAAAAGAAUGCUCUUGCAUUUCAUGUCUGAAAUUGAGAAGAAAAGAAUGCCCCAGCUGAAAUCUGCACUAGGUCAUUCAGCCCACAUUUGGAUGUUUCCUGCUCUUUUUGCUGGCAAGUUAGAGACUCUUGCUACUAAAAAGUCUGGAGUUUGAUCAUUUUCUGGGGUCUAAAAUGUGAUGUUUUCCUUCAUGGUGCAAAUGCACCCAUGGCCACUGUACAUAUUAUAUAUGUAUGUCUGCUUAUGGUUGUCUUGCUCUUUGAUUUGAUGAUCACACCACUCACCCUGACCCUCCUCCCCAGGCACCCUGUGACACCCUGUUUGUGCCACCUUCUGGCACUUGAUGCCAUGGGCUGAUUUUGGGGUAGUCAGGGCCACAGAGCAGAUAAUUGGACUAAUAAUUCCUGCCACUGGAGAGCUGUGGAUCUCAGAACACCCCAGUGAAGCGAGUUGGGCUGAGUAAGAACAGAGGUGUUUCCGUGCUCUGCUGAAGUGCAGCCACCCAUGAGAGGAACACAGCAGCUCCCACUGACAGCACCAUCAGCAGCUUUUCCUGUUCCAAGUGCAUCCAUGCCCUCAGCUGAGACAGUGGAAGCACAAUGUUGUAUCUGCAUCGUGUUCUGUGCCACCAAGAAGAGACUUUCUUCACCACAGGGACACCAAAUAUGUUUAUUUAUUUCUCUUUCAUCAGCACUAGAGUUGGUCACUGCCCAAGGAUGGAGAGUUCAUAAAUGUGUCUUGGAGCAGACCUCUCCAGGCUCCAUGGGAAGGGAAGGAGGUGGUUUUGUGUCUCUGGAGAUGAUCUGGGGGUUUCUGGUCUGUCCCAGCCCAAAUGUGUCCCUUGGGCAUGGAGGUUCUCUAAGAACAGCUGCAAAAUAUGUGGUCAAGUCACAGUCAGUGCAGGACUUUGCAUGAAAUAUCACAAAACACUUUGAAAGAUUAAAUUCCUCCUUAUUAACUGAAUUCACCAACUUCUGAUACUGGGUACUGUGUAUAUGUUUGGGAGUAAAAGAUGAUGGUCUUGAUUGAAAAGGGCACUCCUACAUCCCAAAGUACAAUUUCACAGUUAUUAUCCAGAAUCUUAAAAUAAAGCAUGUUCCAAAGUGUUCUGCUGGA